GAUUUUGUGACAUGUUCGAUUUAGUGAAAGACGGAUCUCAAGAAUAUGUAGUCAUUAUCCGAGGAGGGCAUCACCUUGUCUCCGUUAUAAAAGGUGCGGAAUUUUGGUAUUCUGCAUCAUUAUCGUGACGUUCAUUUAUUUUUCAGAUCCUGAUUUCUGAAAAUUCAUCGGAAGAUUUAUUCAAGUUUUGUAUAUCAUCUUUCAACAAUGUAAAAUGACAGAGAGUGCAGCAUAUCCAAAGACGGGGCAAUCCAACUCCAACGCAAAGACAAAGCUUCAGUUACUACUACGACAGAUUGAGAAGGCAUCUCGACUGGCUGAAUUUCGAGUUGAUCGAAUCAAGGAUCAACUACGUCAUGAUCUGAUUGAUUUAAAAGCUAAUAAACUAGCCAUGAAAUCACAUGCAGUUAGCUUCAGGCAUCUCAACUGUAUGGAUGAAAGUCAACAAAGAGAUAUGCUCAAAGUGGUUUCGCAACGAGGUCGUUACUACUAUUCAUUAAAAAGUGAGGUUAAAGUUCACAUUGACAGAAUGAGCUCCUACAAUCCACGCCUUGAACGUGCCAAACGUCUUCUUAUUCCUGCAAGACGAGAGUCACUACAGGCUAUGGAGAGAGGAGUAUUAAAUCUACCCGAUCUGGACGGGAGCCUUGCUAUGAAACGAAACAUGACGAUGCUGGCUGAUGUGAGUUUGGUUGAAGGAGAGCAAAGGGAAUCGAAUACACCAGAAUGUCUUAUAUUUCCAAGAAUAUGAAAAAUAUAAUUAUACCGAGUAAUUCAGAAAGAAUAGGCCUCAAAAUUACCAAACCUUGUCAUGAGCACACAAAGAUAUCUGUGAAAGAAUAUGUUGUCCCAAAUACCAUUUUCUGCGGAAGGAUAGACCUAUUUUACUGCACGUAAUGUAAAAGCCGAUUUAUUAUUAUCAUCAUCAUCAUCAUCAUCAUUAUUAUUAAAAUAUUAUUUGUGUUUUAUGAAUCCAGAUGUCAAUGUAUGAAUUGCAGUAAAAUGUAUAGCAAAAAUAUAAUUUCAACUUAAUUGACCUGAAAAUUGUUUGAUAAAUAUACUUUUUAUCAAUUUUCACGUGCAAUAAAGUUUACUGCAACUGAUGUAGGAAUAUGGAUCCAUGGACAUCUGGAUAAUCCGUUGCAGUCAUGCCUAUUAUACCAUGUACAAAAUUAUGAUAUUCAAUUAUUUUGGUGAAUAUACAUGUAUCAGGACGUAGAAUAAUUUUCCAAAAAAAGCGAUAUUUCAGGUGUAUUUUUGUUCAGAGUCACUCGGUAUAGCCGACUUACUUUGAUAAACCAAAUUCAUGUUUAUUUCAGAUCUAGCAACCCCCUCCCGAAAUACAAGGUUAUUGUCUAUGAUUUAUAAUGAUACGAACAGUAUGAAUAUAGCUAAUCGCAGUUAUUAAAAACCCCGAAUAUUGCUCCGGAUAGUGAUCAGUAUAUCAAAAGCCAUGACCUUCAACGAAAUCCAGUGGCGAUCUUGUAGCCAAGCUGUCUAGUUUUUAGUAAGUUGCUACAAGUAAAUGUAAGAUGUUUGAGAGUUUUAACUCCACAACGCACGACGGCCACAAGAACGUAGAAAAUGUAUCGUCAAUAUAAUGCCCCUCAUGACCAAGUACAACCAAUAAUUAAGUAUUUUUUUGAAAAUUGGUGAAUCAAAGUAGCAGUUUCGUCCUGGACUCGGGGCAAACGACCUAUUUGCAAUUUUCUUCCGCUCUGAAACUUAGAACGAAAUUGCUGUUCGGGUUUACCAAUUCGACAAAUACCUUCCAGCUUAGUUUGACGUGCAAUUUAAACUGUGUUCUUGGAUCCGUCGUGCGUCGCGCGGAGCGAAAACUCUCUUGUUUCGAAGUUUAGUCCGUGAGUAAAAUUAUAGAUCUUGUAAAUCUGUAAUAGAUUAAAUAUGUAAAAAAAUAAUAGUACUUUCUUUGGAGAAUGUAUAUAUAUGAAGAUGGGAUUUAAAUAGAGAAAGUUUGUAAAACGACCGACAAUGCGUCUGGUGUGGUAAAUCGCAUUAAAUGGAAACGAAUGACAAUGCGUCUGGUGUGGUAAAUCGCAUUAAAUGGAAACGACCGACAAUGCGCCUGGUGUGGUAAAUCGCAUUAAAUGGAAACGACCGACAAUGCGUCUGGUGUGGUAAAUCGCAUUAAAUGGAAACGAAUGACAAUGCGUCUGGUGUGGUAAAUAACAUUAAAUGGAAACGACCGACAAUGCGUCUGGUGUGGUAAAUCGCAUUAAAUGGAAACGAAUGACAAUGCAUCUGGUAUGAUAUGAAUUACUUUCAGAAUUACUUUUAAAAAUCGUAUCCUGACUAGUUUGCAGUGUGAUUAAUGUAUAAUUCGUAUAAUUUGCUCGUUGUCAAUAAUGUGGUCUCUGUAUUAACAUAAUUUUGUUUUAAUUUCUACCUUUUCAUUACUUAUGAAAUACGAUAUAUAAUAGCGGGAUCUUGUAACAUUUUAGAAGGGGAAGGUGGAAGACACUAAGAAAACAAUCAAAAUCCAUGCCAACACGAUAGGCACAUAUUGUUUGCGUUGGUUCCAAAGAGGACCGUCAAAAUGAAAAUAUUGAAGAUGAAAUGCACUUGUGUACCCUCGAGCCAGAUAGACUGUUGUGUGGAUUCAUAUUGCUCUUUGAAAUAAAGCAUCCUGGAAAAAACCCCACCCUUUUCUCGUUAAAAGACGAUUGAAAAAGUUUGUUUUGUGUAUUUGUGAAAAAACAAAAGUUAUUACUUGUUUUACACGUAAAUAUAAUUGUGUAAAUAAUUAGAUAGAUGAUCGCGCGUGAUAAUGUGUUCUGUAGAUGCAAAAUGUUUGUUAUAACUCGUAAAUACAUGUACAUGCACUCCAUUCCUUCGAGUAUGAUUAAUAGUAUACUUUCACUUGCAUGUCAUUAAAAAUCUUGUCAAAAACUUUUAAUGUUAAAAUUUAUAGUUAAUUUAAUUAGAAGAUGUAACUUUGGUGUAUAUUGAAUUAUUGAAUUGCAAUAAUUUGGAUAUGUACUUGUGGUAUUUGACACUUCCCCCUUUUUAAAAUAUCAUAAAUAUUUUAUAACAGAAGUUUGAGCUAAAUAAUUUAAUGAUUUUUACACCAACUGACUAACUUACUGGAGAGUGAAUAUUUCUUUGAUCUGUUGAAGCACGCUUGAGAUAGCGAACAUUUUGUGCGGAAUUCUAUUAGCUGAAAAUAAUAUGAUUUGAAAAACAUUGAAAAUGUUAUCAAAAUCGGACAAGAAAUAAGGUUAUGACAUUUCAAGUUUUUGCAUCAUUAUUUUGUUGAAACAUUUAUAUUCAUGUCUUCAUGAAUAUGCACUAAGAUUAACUUCUUUGGGGAUUACAGUUGUUUUUAUUUCAAAUUACAAUUAUUCGAAUUUUGUCCCUAAAAAUUGAAAUAAAAAUGGACUAACAACUGAUUUAAUGCGAUGGAAUGAUAUUCAUUGGUGCAAUGCUCACAACAAUGAAAAUAUGAAAUAAUUAUGAUUUCAUGUAAUACCAUAUAAAAAGGAAAGUAGGAUAUAGCAUCACCAGCCCAUCUAUAAUACAUGACGGCAUGCAUACAACUGUUUAAAAUUCAAUAACUUUGUUAUUUGUUAUCGUUGAGUUUGAUGAGAAAUACAGUGUUUUGCCUUGUAAAUUUUACUAUAUCUUAGAUAUAAUUAUUUUUUAGCCCAGAGUACCUCUUCUACUCAUAUUGUAACUAUCCAAGUUAGGAGUUAUUUCUUGUGCCAAACUAACAGAACACAAUAUACAUGUACAUAUGAAAAAAAAUCUUUAUAAAGUGUAUUCUCUCAAUGACAUGGUUAUAACCGCCAGAGAUCAUAUAACAUGUAAACAAAAAUUUUGCAGAAUAGUUACAUUUCCCCCCCCCCCACAAAGUAUACAUAUAAUGGCUUUUACUACUGUAUUUCUUUGUGUAAAAGAUAAUUUUUCAGUUAUGCUUUUGUAAAGAACAUUACUUGUAUUAUGAGAGGUGUUAAGAGAUCAAAGGAUAGAUGAUUACCAUUAAUAUUGCUUAAUCAACACCCCCAAAACAGAUUGUCAAUAGCGAGUUUAAAAAAUUCACCUAACUUGACCCAUGUGACUUUUGAGAAGAGAGUUUUUGCCUUUAUUGUGUGUUCACUCUUGCAUGACUUGAAAGAGUAACAUUAUUUUUAUACAGAAGUUAGCUAAUGAGUGUAGCAAAACUCCUAAUAAAUUAAUUUGCUAAA
Molecule: messenger RNA, 4205 nt
Organism: Lytechinus pictus (painted urchin)
Lineage: Eukaryota; Metazoa; Echinodermata; Echinoidea; Temnopleuroida; Toxopneustidae
Exons: 5
Coding region: 215-751 (178 amino acids)
Source: RefSeq, a predicted model, not a curated record